AUGGCUUUCAAAAAGCCGCCACCAACUUCUGCGUCUCAUUCUUCUGCUCACCAUCCACAUCCUCUCGUCCGUGACUUCAUUCUCGUUGCUGAAUUUUCGGAACAAGAAGGACCCAAGCCGUUGCUAACGAUUCCUGGCAAUGCAGCAGGUGACUGUGACUUUGAUCAAAAUACAUUCGCCGUGCGAAUUAUGGCUGUUGACUAUCAAGCACAGAAUAGAGAAAAUCAUUUUAAGUUUGCCGUGGAUACACAAGUAGUUCAGUCGGAAGAAGACGAACGAGUGUCCGCUCAUGUUUAUGUUCAUCACUUUACACUGUAUGAUGUCUAUGCACGUGGGUAUGUGAGGCCGUUUUGUAUGUGCUACGUCACUGGAGAUCAACCGAAACUCAUGCUGAACUUUGAGGAUAUACGGAGACAAUUCUCAUAUGUUUCAGAAACGUUACAUGUCACAAAUUUGCGAGUGUUUGAAAGGGAUUUGAAGAAGAGAAUAGCUGAUUUUAAACACUCUGAAAAGUGUUUGCAAGACCAGAUGACUACAAUGUGUCAGCUUCAGAUAAAUAGUGUUUACAAUUGGGACCUUGAAGAAUCACAAGAUCAAGUCACAGUGAUGAAACAAACCAAAUCGACAACAACAAUUGCAUCAAAAGUAGAACAAAGAAAACUAGAAAUCUGA
Corticium candelabrum is the source of this 672-nucleotide messenger RNA. Its product is annotated as guanine nucleotide exchange protein smcr8a-like. The coding region runs from base 1 to 672 and encodes 223 amino acids. The record is from RefSeq and is a predicted model, not a curated record. Gene Ontology annotation, molecular function: GTPase activator activity. The transcript is spliced from 9 exons. Lineage: Eukaryota; Metazoa; Porifera; Homoscleromorpha; Homosclerophorida; Plakinidae. Gene Ontology annotation, cellular component: guanyl-nucleotide exchange factor complex.